GGCGCAUCUGUUAUUAUUAAAUCAACCCUGGUUUCUCAAAAGGAUCUAGGGAAGGACUGCAUUUCCCAGGUGGCUUUGCAGCUUCGAAGCCGGAAGAAGCGGCGAGCUGGGGCGUCUUCGUCGGAGGAGCUCAGUCGCGUGGCUGGCUUGCCUUCUGUGGUUUCACCACCAUCAUUAAAAAUCCUGCAUAGAUCUUUUUAACUCACCAGCCAUGCUCAAAGACAAAGAAGCAUUUCAGAGACUCAGUUUCCUCUACCAGGCAGCACAUUGUGUCCUGGCACAAAACCCAGAAAACCAGGAGUUGGCCCGCUUCUAUUGCCACACACAGAACAGCAUUAGCCGACGGCUCGUCUUAAGACAGGACCCCUCUGUGAAAAGGACCAUCUGCAAGGCUUGCUUCUCCCUUCUGGUCCCUGGAAUUAGCUCAACUGUGCGGCAGAGGAGAAUAAGAGACGGAGGUGGUUUUAAAAAUCCAACAUCAACUUUAGGUUCAACUAGAUCAAAAGGAUCAAAACAACUUAAUUCAGAGCGCCGAAAUCAACGAUGGACAUCUGUGCAGUGUCUCAACUGUGGCCUAACCAAGCGUUUCCUCAGCAACCCAGAAUACAAGCUAUGGUCAGAACAACCAGAGGCAUUACUAGAGAACCAGAUACCAGCAGGUCAAGGGGCUAAAGGCCAGGCACCUAGUUCAGUGCAACAGCAGCGCAAGGGCCAUCAAGUGGAAAAGGCCACAGCCUCAAGUUCUGGACCUCACAACCCCCCGGCCCCUGAAGAGACCACAGUGUGCACCAAGUCUGAAGAGAAGACAAAGCCUAGUGGAAAGUGACGUUUUCCUUGGAAACGGGAUGUUGCAGCUUGGAAACGUUGGGAAAGUCGCACGGAAUCCCAGCUGCGAGAGGAUGGAGAGACUUUGUGUGUGUGUGUUUGAAUAAAAAAGUGGAAGGACUGGGAUUGCAAGAGGGGUCCUCCCAGUUCCAGGGAUUGGGGGUAUCUGGCCUUCAGUCUAAGAGAUGAAAGAUGAUGGGAGGUCAUGUAACAAAGCUGCAGCUGUCAUGCAUGUCUGCCUGCAGUUCCAAGGAGUAUAAAUGUUCUCUUGGAGUGGCCCUUCUGUGCGGCAACAUGACAUGGCCUGCACCCGUUAGCAGAAGAAUACGAGAACCAUACCAUGUGUUGUUGAUGCCAACUUUUUUUGUUAAGACACUGUCACU
Molecule: messenger RNA, 1208 nt
Organism: Pogona vitticeps (central bearded dragon)
Lineage: Eukaryota; Metazoa; Chordata; Lepidosauria; Squamata; Agamidae
Source: RefSeq, a predicted model, not a curated record